Pseudogymnoascus destructans is the source of this 1989-nucleotide messenger RNA. RefSeq names its product 26S proteasome cap subunit component (gene RPT4). Gene Ontology annotation, molecular function: ATP binding; proteasome-activating activity; ATP hydrolysis activity. Gene Ontology annotation, cellular component: proteasome regulatory particle, base subcomplex; cytosolic proteasome complex. The transcript has 4 exons. Bases 255 to 1427 code for a protein of 390 amino acids. Gene Ontology annotation, biological process: positive regulation of RNA polymerase II transcription preinitiation complex assembly. Lineage: Eukaryota; Fungi; Ascomycota; Leotiomycetes; Thelebolales; Thelebolaceae. The record is from RefSeq and is a predicted model, not a curated record.
GCAACGAGCUAUGUUGCCUUUGGUCAUCAAAGCUCUCCAGCAUCAACGCAACGCGCCUUCCAAACCAUCACAACCUAAUUCCUCAGCUCCCUCACCCACCAACCUCAGAUCAAUCGAUCUACCCUUGCUCUCCCACCCAAGACAACGGCUCGCCACUUUUUUAUCAACACCUAGAGGCCAGAGCUCGCUCAUCCACAGGGCCACGCACGCUACACCCAGCCCGCGAACCGCUCUCACCCCGGCCCAACCUCACCAUGUCAGACGAGGCGCGCCAGCACUCCCUCUCCUCCUUCAAGACUAAACUGCUGGAGUCGAGGGAGUGGGAGGCCAAGCUCAAGGCGCUGCGGUUGGAUAUCAAGGGGUUGCAGAAGGAUUACGAUCAUACGGAGGAUAACCUCAAGGCAUUACAAAGCGUAGGGCAGAUUAUCGGGGAGGUCUUGAAGCAAUUGGACGAUGAGAGAUUUAUCGUGAAAGCCUCCUCAGGCCCCCGCUAUGUCGUCGGCUGCCGCUCAAAAGUCGACAAGGAGAAGCUCAAGCAAGGCACCCGCGUAGCGCUCGACAUGACAACCCUAACCAUCAUGCGCAUGCUCCCCCGCGAAGUCGACCCGCUCGUCUACAACAUGUCGCUCGAGGACCCCGGACAGGUCAGCUUCGGCGGGAUCGGCGGGCUGAACGAGCAGAUCAGGGAGCUGAGAGAGGUCAUCGAGCUGCCGCUUAAGAACCCGGAGCUGUUCCUGAGAGUUGGGAUUAAACCCCCAAAGGGCGUUUUGUUAUAUGGGCCGCCGGGGACGGGGAAGACGUUGUUGGCGAGGGCGGUGGCGUCGGGGUUGGAGACGAAUUUCUUGAAGGUCGUCUCCUCCGCCAUCGUCGACAAAUACAUCGGCGAAUCCGCCCGCCUCAUCCGCGAAAUGUUCGGAUACGCCAAAGAGCACGAGCCCUGCAUCAUCUUCAUGGACGAAAUCGACGCCAUCGGCGGGCGUCGCUUCUCCGAAGGCACCUCCGCCGACCGCGAGAUCCAGCGCACGCUCAUGGAACUCCUCAACCAGCUCGACGGCUUCGAUUACCUCGGCAAGACCAAGAUCAUCAUGGCGACGAACCGUCCGGAUACGCUUGAUCCGGCCCUGUUGAGAGCGGGGAGACUGGACAGGAAGAUUGAGAUUCCACUGCCGAAUGAGGUGGGGAGGUUGGAGAUUAUGAAGAUUCAUGCGGCGGGGGUGGUGACGGAGGGGGAGAUUGAUUUUGAGAGUGUGGUGAAGAUGAGUGAUGGGUUGAAUGGGGCGGAUUUGAGGAAUGUUGUUACCGAGGCCGGCCUCUUCGCCAUCCGCGACUACCGCGACGCAAUCAACCAGGACGACUUCAACAAAGCGGUUCGCAAGGUUGCGGAAUCGAAGAAGUUGGAGGGGAAGCUGGAGUACCAGAAGCUGUAAUGGUGAGGGGAGGGGGGGUUUGGCUUGGGGGGUGAACCAAUUCACUUGUAGGAUGGCGCGCGUGCGGGCAUCGGUAUUGGCAGGACGGGGGCGGGCGUACAAGCAUGGAUCGAGCUCAUCUGUAAUAUCAUGGAAUGGGAAUUAUACAGACUAUAUUGCGGGGAUUUAUGUUUGUGACGUCUGGUUAGGACCAGUGCGGGGGAGUAUUGUGCUUGGACGUGCUUGUGAUUGUGACCUGCACGUCGCCACCACCUCCCCUUUUUUCGUGGCUAUGCGAGACUACUACAGCCUCCUAGCUGCUCUACCCCUGAUCUGACAUAUCCAGUCGCCUCGUCAAUGUCCCGUUUUGGGAGGGUUCCCCUUUCAUCGUGGCUAUGCUAAAGAGUCCGUUUAUAUAUCCUCUGCCGUGCAUCCCCACGUACAGCAACGACAGGAACAGGCAGGGAAGGGGCCAACCCGGCAACUCACUAGAUCGAUAUUGUACUUGGAUAGCCGUAUACUAAAAGUCCGAGUUGGGUUUUGUCUGUCUGUCUCUGCGGGCAUUGGCAUUGGCAUUGGCAUU